UGAGCUGUGCGCGCUGCCGCCGCGGGCACGGGCCGGGCGAGGGGCGAUGCCGCCGCCGCGGACUUGCAAGCAAGACUCACAACAAAGUGUUAAGUUUCAAGCUCAGCGUUUCAUUGUUCACCAAUGAAGACACCAACUGGAAUGAAGACACCAACUGGAUUUGACUGCUACUGCAGUCAGUGCGUUUUCAGUGUGUAACCUUGCGCGCUUCUCUAGUGCCGACUCUUAUGGAAAAAGGUAAUUGAGAAUGAGUCUUCAACAAUGCUAAGUCUACAAUGGGAAGUGUCACACUUCGCUAUUUCUGUUAUGGGUGCCUUUUCACAUCUGUGACCUGGACACUUCUGCUCUUUGUUUAUUUCAACUUCAGUGAAGAGAACCAAUCCUUCAAGAAUGUGCCCAUCAAGGGGCUGGAACCUCAGAGGCCAUUUCCAAAAAAAAUCUACCCUCGUUUCACGCGGGGACCUGCUCAUGUACCUGAAUUACAACAGAAAGAGAAUAAGAUAGGAAAUCCUCUUGGAAAUCAUGUCCAGUAUCCAGUUAAGAGGGGUGUAGAAUUUUCUCCUGAAAUGGGAAUGAUUUUUAAUGAAGAAGAUCAGGAAGUGAGAGACUUGGGCUAUCAGAAGCAUGCCUUCAAUAUGCUUAUCAGCAAUCGACUGGGAUACCACAGGGAGGUGCCUGAUACAAGAGAUGCAAAAUGUAGGGAGAAGUCCUACCCUUCUGAUCUGCCAUCUGCCAGUGUUGUUAUCUGCUUCUACAAUGAAGCACUUUCUGCCCUGCUUCGCACGGUGCACAGUGUCCUGGAUCGCACUCCUGCUCACCUGCUGCAUGAAGUGAUUUUGGUGGAUGACAACAGUGAAUUGGAUGACUUGAAGAAAGACUUGGGUGAAUAUGUUAAAACUCACCUUCCAAAAACCACAAAAUUGGUAAGAAAUGAGAAGCGGGAAGGCUUGAUUCGGGGCAGGAUGAUCGGAGCUUCUCAUGCCACAGGGAAAGUGCUGGUCUUCCUGGACAGUCACUGUGAGGUGAACGAGAUGUGGUUACAACCUCUGUUGACUCCCAUCAGAGAAGAUCACAGGACGGUGGUGUGCCCCGUGAUUGACAUAAUCAGUGCCGACACACUUACCUACAGCUCUUCCCCAGUUGUGCGUGGAGGGUUUAACUGGGGCCUGCACUUUAAGUGGGAUCUUGUUCCUUUGUCAGAACUGGAAGGACCUGAGGGAGCCACUGCUCCAAUCAAGUCACCCACUAUGGCUGGAGGCCUGUUUGCCAUGGAUCGCGAGUACUUCAAUGAGCUUGGGCAGUAUGACAGUGGCAUGGACAUCUGGGGAGGGGAAAAUCUGGAAAUAUCUUUUCGGAUCUGGAUGUGUGGUGGUAGACUUCUGAUCAUCCCCUGCUCCAGGGUGGGACACAUUUUCCGUAAAAGGCGUCCGUAUGGCUCACCAGGGGGACAGGACACUAUGGCUCAUAACUCACUGAGGCUGGCACAUGUGUGGAUGGAUGAAUAUAAGGAACAGUAUUUUGCUUUGAGACCCGAGCUGAGGAUGAGAAACUAUGGAAAUAUUACUGACCGAGUAGAACUGAGAAAAAGAUUGAGCUGCAAGUCAUUUAAGUGGUACUUAGAUAAUAUCUAUCCUGAGAUGCAAAUAUCUGGGCCCAAUGCCAAAGCUCCACAGCCAGUUUUUAUUAAUAGAGCACAGAAACGACCGAAAAUAAUCCAGCGUGGAAGGUUGUAUCACCUUGAAACCAACAAAUGCCUGGUGUCCCAGGGCCACCCAAGUCAGAAAGGAGGCCUGGUAGUGGUUCGGGAAUGUGACUACAACGACCAGAACCAGGUGUGGAUUUACAAUGAAGACCAUGAGCUGAUCUUAAAUAACCUCCUUUGCUUGGAUGUUUCGGAAACACGCUCGUCCGACCCGCCGCGUCUCAUGAAGUGCCAUGGGUCGGGCGGCUCCCAGCAGUGGACCUUCGGGAAGAACAACCGCCUCUACCAAGUCUCCGUGGGACAGUGCAUGAAGGUGGUAGAUCCCCUUAGCCACAAAGGGUACGUGACUAUGGCCAUCUGCGACGGGUCCCUUCCUCAGCAGUGGCAUUUUGAGAGCUGAGUCAGCGAGGCAGGAGCUGAGGCGCAUUAAGCCGAGGCCCGAUUCCCCUUCAGCCACAAUCCUACGUCCCUGUGGAGGAGUUCCCCAGAGCCCUGGGCUGCUGCACCUGGCACAAGUGCUCUCAGAAACGCCUCUGUGAGGAGCCCCAGCCACGAGGAGGUCCCGGUGGCUGCUGCUCCCUGCUUAGCUGCAGCAGCCCCAGCAGCAGCCCCACCUCAGAGCAACACGGACAAGUGCAAUUUACCAGCGCUUCCUUGGCUUCUCCUGGAUUAAUGAACUGUCUUUAAGUCAGAGAAAUUAUUAGAACCACGUAAUUGAAAUGCUGAAAUUUUAGCUGUGUGGAUCUUUCAGAUGACAGUGGCAGAACGGAGUCUCCUUCAAGGAUUAUCAUGUGCAGUAGCUUAUUGAUUUAUGUUUUUAGUAGGGUUUUACUGGCCAAAUUAUUUUACUUUUCCUGGAACAUGUUUUUAUUUCCUUUCACCUUCUGAGAAUUGCCAUCUGUAAGGUUUAAAUUUGGUUCUUUUAAUUUACAACUUUAGGCCAUUUCAUGUAGUUUGAAUUCUUAGUUGUCAUCCCUCACCUGGUAUUUAAAACAAAGUAACUAUUACAAAGUCUAUUUUGAUGACUCGUGACAGUAGCUGCAUUUAAAAUAAAGUAUCCUUUUUUUA
Molecule: messenger RNA, 2770 nt
Organism: Colius striatus (speckled mousebird)
Lineage: Eukaryota; Metazoa; Chordata; Aves; Coliiformes; Coliidae
Gene: GALNT11
Product: polypeptide N-acetylgalactosaminyltransferase 11
Exons: 13
Coding region: 276-2102 (608 amino acids)
Biological process (GO): regulation of Notch signaling pathway
Cellular component (GO): Golgi apparatus
Molecular function (GO): Notch binding
Source: RefSeq, a predicted model, not a curated record